Molecule: messenger RNA, 3513 nt
Organism: Diversispora eburnea
Lineage: Eukaryota; Fungi; Glomeromycota; Glomeromycetes; Diversisporales; Diversisporaceae
Source: the annotation of a GenBank genome assembly
AUGACCUCACAAUCAGAAUUAGGCAAAGAAUCUUAUACUACUAAUGUGUCCGGAAGCAGUAAUAAUAGUUCACCUCAACCUGAGACGAGAUUCUUCUCUAAAAGAGCCAGAGAAAUACAACUAGAAGAAGGCAUUACUUCAUAUCGUUCUGGUGCUCUUCCACCACCUUCGCACUCUACUAAUGGGGCAUUUAAUAAUGGAACUCUUCUUUCAGACUCUACUUCAAAUUCCUCACAUGAUUAUUUAAAUCUAAAGUCUGUCGGAACAAAAGGUUCACCUACUCCAAAUGGUAGUAACUCUGAUCAUUUAUCUUCAUAUCCCUCAUCUUUCCGUCGUACUCGUGCAGAUACAUUACCAUCUUCGUUGACACGACCAACUAGUAUUAUUGGUCACCACCCUACUUCCUCCUUAUCUAUGGCGUCUUCCAUUGGAUCCUCAUCUGCUUCACCUCUCCUUACACCCCCGAAAUCAAAUUCUCGUCUCCGUUCUGGAUCCCUUACAUUACCGUCUUCAUCCCUUUCUGCUGCCUUUGGUCCAUCCAUUUUUACCUCUGGUUGGUCUGAUCAUCGGAAUGAACAGAAUGGUCCAUCUACUCCGCCUAUGCAAACUCCUACCACAGGUGAUUUACUUAGAGGUGAUGAAAAUAAUACUGUUGGUAAAACCUUAGAUUAUUUGGGUUUAGAUGAUCAUGAACAUAGUGGUGUUUCAAAACGCUCUUCGAACGGUAGCCUACCUCAAAUUAAAGUAGAAAUGAAGACUUCAACUGGUGGAUCGUUAUCAACUCUACCUGCCCUUCGUAGAGAUGCUAAUAGAAUUCGUUCAUAUUCCGUAUCGGCUACAGCGAAAUAUGAUGAUCCACCACCUCCUACCACAGUCUCUACAAAUAAUCUUUUUCCACCUGGCGCAUCCGUUGUUCAACAAUUCCAUCAAACGCAUUCUAGACCUCGUGCCAUCAGUUUAGGUAUUUUAGAUUUACCCAAUGAUAUUAUGUUGUUAAGACAAGGAAGGAAUGGUCAAAUGUAUAGUGAUUUGACUGACUCCGCACAAGGAUCUACAAAUUCAUCUAGAUCUCUUGGUGGUGAACAAUUGUUAGGAAUGAUGCUUGUAGGUGCGAUGGAAGGUAAGAAGAAGCAAAAACAGCAAAUGCAUAUGGAUGAUGAUUAUUUGAUGGCAGAUCGCGAAGAUAUAGAGCAUGCACGUUCCGGAGUGUCAAGCCCUCGUGACACCCCCGAUCAUUCGCAACAAAGCACUCCACCACCUCAAAAUCCUACUCGAUCACUGUGGAUCGGUAAUAUUGAUCCAAAUCUUAGUACUCAAGACCUAAUGCAAUUAUUUUCACCAUAUGGUUCUAUCGAAAGUUUAAGACUUUUGCCAGACAAAGAAUGUGGAUUUGUUAAUUUCACUCGUGUAGAAGACGCCAUUCGGGCAAAGGAUGAUAUAAUGAAUAGAAUGGGAGGUCGUGUUGGAAAUUGCAUCGUUCGUGUCGGUUUCGGCAAGGCAGAUGCUCUGAACAAUCAUGAUCUUUCUCCGUCUUCACAAACUCAACUUCAACCUACUCGUGCUCUUUGGGUGGGAAACAUUCCAACAUCAACUACUCCUCAGACCUUGCAAAAUAUAUUUGCGCCUUUUGGUAAUAUCGAAUCUGCUAGAGUUUUGACUCAUAAAAGUUGCGGAUUUGUUAAUUUCGAAAAACUCGAUGAUGCUGUCAAAGCAAAAAAAGCUUUACAUGGUAAAGAAGUCCUUGGAAGUAUCGUUGGACCUGUCAGAAUUGGAUUCGCAAAGGUACAACCUAAACCCUCCCCAACGUCAACUCCUGAACCUGGAUCUCCAGCUAACCGUCAUGUUCGUAAUCUAUCAUCGUCAUCUUCCUCUUCCAAUAAUCAAAAUUCUGGUCAAUGGAAUGGACAAAUAGAAAACUAUCAUAAUAAUAUGAUGAGAAUGUUGAUAGCGAAUUCAAAUACUAACGGCGGUUUGACUGAAAGGCAAUUGAUGAUGCGUGAAUUGAGUGGUGGUUUAGAUGAUGAUAUAGGGGACGUAAGCGAAAAUAAAUCUACUUCGACAUAUUUCAACUCUAUUCCUCCAGUGAGUGAUCCUAAUCCCAACCGUAAACCUGAUGCUUCAAGAUUACGGGAAAUUCGAAAACGUCUCGAUAGCACUCAUUGUUCAGCAAAAGAAGUAGAGGCCAUUGCUUUAGAAGUUAUGGAUGAAUGUGUUGAAUUAUCAAGUGAUUACAUUGGCAACACUGUAGUUCAAAAAUUAUUUGAACGAUGUUCUGAAAAUACUAAGACCAAAAUGUUAGAAAAGAUUGCCCCACAUUUGGCAACCAUUGGUAUUCAUAAAAAUGGAACUUGGGCUGCACAAAAGAUUAUUGACUGUGCCAAAACCCCUGCUCAAAUGCAACUUAUUACAUCUAAUGUCAAACCGUAUACUCCCCCACUUCUUCUCGAUCAAUUUGGAAACUAUGUGGUUCAAUGCUGUUUACGCCUUAGCCCUCAAAGGAAUCAAUUCAUUUUUGACGCUAUGGUCGAUAAAUGUUGGGAAAUUGCGCAGGGUCGAUUUGGCGCACGUGCUAUGAGAGCUUGUUUAGAGAGUCAGCAUGUAACAAAGAAGCAACAAAAACAAGUAGCUAUCGCUAUUGUUAUGAACGCCGUCGCUUUAUCAACAAAUCCAAAUGGUGCAUUACUAUUAACAUGGAUGCUUGACACAUCUUCGUUCCCUGGUCGGUACCGUAUUCUUGCACCACGGCUUGCACCACAUUUGGCACAUUUGUGUACCCAUAAACUUGCAUCGUUGACAGCUCUUAAAAUUAUUAAUCAACGACAAGAACCAGAUGCACGUGAAUUAACGGUAGCGGCAUUGUUUUUCUCUGUAAAUGACCAAAUAUUAGAAGAGGUAUUAAGUGAUCAAGUACACGGAGUAGGUGUUGUUCAAAAAGUUUUAUCUAGUCCAUAUGUGGAUCCAACUGAAAAACAAAGAUUAGCAGAAAAGGUGAAAAUAGUUUUGGGCAAAUUAAAAGUUCAACAAGUUCAAGGAUACAAACGCUUGAUGGAAGAAUUAGGAAUGUUUGGGGAUCCAACUAUUGUUGGUGCUUCAAUGGGAAUUCCACCACAGGGUAUGUUUCCUGCUCCUUUACCACCAGAUUUUGCAGCAGCGGCAGCAUAUUACGCCGCAGCACAGGCUGCAUUUGCAAAUCAACAGAUUCAGCAAGCUGCUAGCAGUACGCCGACAUCAGAAACAUUAGCAGCAGUUGCAGGUAUGUAUGGUCAUCCAGCCAUGUUCAAUCCAGCAGCUUACCCAUAUAUUCUUGCUGCAAGUAAUACACUUCCACCUCCUAUGAUGAACUCGGCACCUCAUACACCACCAGCGAGUAAUGCUAUGCCAAAUAAUCAGAUGAUUAACUUUUUGCAACCACAACAUGAUGCGCAGGCGCACACAUCGCCACAAAUAACUAUAUCCGAAGAGCAAUCUCCUUCAUCAAUAGAUCAAGUUGAAGUCCAGAGUCUUUCACAAUAA